CCUUUGCUUUCCAUCGGCUGCACUGUAGAUUCUUAUCACACAUGUCAAGCGAACACAUUGACCAGAGGACCUCUGCCAGCCCGGCUGUGGCAUCCGUGGCAGAGGAUACUGCCAAGAGUAUACCGCAUUCGCCAGCCCCUGAUACCACCGACACAGCAACCACCGACACAACGCAGCGCAACAUUGUUGUUCCCAAAACGGAGGGCAGAUCCGACGACGAAGAGGCAUAUGCAAACUCCGACGACAAUGCAGACGGCUCAGACCACAAUUCAAACCACUCGCGCCAUGCCAGCCAGGAAAUGUCGCCCGAGCUUGCCGACGAUAGAUCGAUGCCACCAUAUGGCGUUGUCGAAGGCGUCCAUGGCCGGAGCCCAGGCAGUGAGCGGUCGGCCAGCAUCAGCGUUCACCAGUCGGAGACGGCUUCGGGCGGGUCAGGUGGAGUGAACAUCAGCGAUGAGUCUCGUCAGCACCCGACAUCCAGAUGGCGGUCGGAGUCAUCGUCGAGUCUUUCGCAGCAAGCGCAGUUCACAUUCAGCAGUCCCAUGCAGACGUCGGUGUCACUGCCGCAUAGAACGCAGCCGCAGGAUGGCCACCAGCAGCGCAAGCGGUACUCGACUGGAGGGGGCGGGCGGUACCACUAUCCGUCGUCUUACCCAAACAGCGGCGAGCAGUCAGGCUCGGGAGACAUGCCCUCGAAGUACUCUGGCGACCACCUGCGCCAUCCCCAACAUGGCAGUGGGCACGGCAACCAGGCCGAGGAGGAUAUCCGGAUGUCGGAGUCGCCACCGCCCCACCACCAGCACUCACCAAACCGAGGCUCGUUCUCUGACCGCAGGCCGUCGGAGGAUUCGACAGAGGUUUCGUUUAGCGAGCACAGCGGCAACCGGCCUGUGCCCGACCCUUACUAUUCCCCCUCCCAGCAUCAUGGCCAGCGCAGCCAGCACCGCCACGACGGGCAGGCGCGGUCCCAGAGGCCGGCAGUACAGGUCAUCCCUGGGAUUCCAGCACCUGAUGUCAGCGCAGUAACCAUGCCGAUCAACUCAAUAGUAAUGUACCAUACGUCCUACAACUCGGGGCGUGGCGCAGUAUGGCGGUUCUUCCAGGUCAUCGAGCAGCGGGUGUCUGGCAACACCGAUCGUGCCGAGUGCAUGCUGUGCAAAAAGAAGAUGCUGGGAAAGUCGGCGGACAUGAAGAAGCAUAUCGUUCAUUCGUGUCCGAGCCGCCACCUGAUCCCUGAGGAGCUCGAGCCCGUGCUGGAGAUUGUGCGUGGCGAGCUGGAAAACCCCAAGACGCGCGCCAAGCGGUCUAUACCCAGUGGACCGGGCAGCGGCCGGUCGCCCAACGUCGGCCCGCAGCCAGCUGGCAAACUGCAGGUAUCGACCAGCGGCCUGCACUCGGGAGCGUAUUCGUCCCAUCCCCACGGAGGAUCAGUCAGCGCAUACGAUGCGGAUCCGCAUCGUGCCAAAUUUGCAAAAUACUCAAGGUACAGUAUGCAUAUUUUCCCACCUGCAUUCAAAAGGCAACAUUCAAAAGGCAACAUUCAAAAGGCAAAAAAGGCGCCACCCUUUCUGAAUAUUUGAUCCAGCGAAUAAUUCUGCCAGGCUUGCAUUGCCGGCGCAUUCUGCAAAACAUCGAAACCUAAUUGAUGGGCAAAAAUAACCACUGUGAAGCCAUUGUCUU
Molecule: messenger RNA, 1680 nt
Organism: Linderina pennispora
Lineage: Eukaryota; Fungi; Kickxellomycota; Kickxellomycetes; Kickxellales; Kickxellaceae
Exons: 1
Coding region: 42-1580 (512 amino acids)
Source: RefSeq, a predicted model, not a curated record